AUGCAAUAUCUGGUCGCUAUCGUGAUCAUAGGAAUGGAUCAACAUAUGAUGACCGCUCGUUCUUCCCUCACAACUCGUGGAUACAUUGACCAGCUGAAGAAUUUGAAGACAAAUCUCGAAAAUGCACUCCCGCAGCAGUGCGAAGUCUACUUCCAGCACGACAACACUCAGUCACACAUCGGAAAAACGACUAAGGCUGAACUGAAGAAGUUCUUCUGGACCAUUUCACCACACCCACCGUAUUCCCCAGAUCUGGCUCUCUCGGAUUACCACCUUUUUUCUUAUCUCCAACGUCAUCUGGAUGGUGAAGACUUCGAAACCUGCGACGACAUCAAAAAGGCACUCGAGCAGUUCUUCAGGAAGCCGUUCCCAGCGUUCUGGAGCAAGGGCACCUACGACUUGCCUAAACGUUGGCAGAAGACCAUCGAUGCCAAUGGGGCAUACUUCAAAUGA
Molecule: messenger RNA, 453 nt
Organism: Necator americanus (New World hookworm)
Lineage: Eukaryota; Metazoa; Nematoda; Chromadorea; Rhabditida; Ancylostomatidae
Exons: 2
Coding region: 1-453 (150 amino acids)
Molecular function (GO): nucleic acid binding
Source: RefSeq, a predicted model, not a curated record